This is a messenger RNA of Rhagoletis pomonella (apple maggot), 417 nucleotides long. Its product is annotated as dynein heavy chain 12, axonemal-like. Bases 1 to 417 code for a protein of 138 amino acids. The transcript has 3 exons. Gene Ontology annotation, biological process: microtubule-based movement. NCBI's taxonomy places the organism in Eukaryota, Metazoa, Arthropoda, Insecta, Diptera, Tephritidae. The record is from RefSeq and is a predicted model, not a curated record. Gene Ontology annotation, molecular function: minus-end-directed microtubule motor activity; dynein intermediate chain binding; dynein light intermediate chain binding. Gene Ontology annotation, cellular component: dynein complex.
AUGCAUUCACAGGACCGUUCGGACUUCUAUGUACGCCGGAUGUUAGAAAAAUCCCAUUCUUUUUAUAUUGAGACCUUAUCCAAACGUUUCCCUGAGAACCUUUUCCUACCUACAGUCCCAACCCAACCUUACAUUCCUCCUUUUUUCCUUAAGGACACUAGCACGUCAUCAGUAGGCGAUGCAGAAGGGGACACAAAAGCUCUAACACCGGAAGAAGUGGUGACCAAUGUCGCCACCGACAUUUUGAAUAGACUACCUAAGGAUUUUGAUCGCGAUGCUGCAAUUGCUCGCUAUCCCACGAGCUAUCAUCAGAGCAUGAAUACGGUACUUGUGCAGGAGAUGACACGUUUCAAUGUUCUACUAAGCACCAUUCGGUCCAGUCUGAUUACAUUACGUAAAGCGAUUAAGGGUAAGUAA